Molecule: messenger RNA, 2160 nt
Organism: Egretta garzetta (little egret)
Lineage: Eukaryota; Metazoa; Chordata; Aves; Pelecaniformes; Ardeidae
Gene: STAT3
Product: signal transducer and activator of transcription 3
Exons: 20
Coding region: 20-2131 (703 amino acids)
Biological process (GO): response to peptide hormone; growth hormone receptor signaling pathway via JAK-STAT; defense response
Molecular function (GO): DNA-binding transcription factor activity, RNA polymerase II-specific; RNA polymerase II cis-regulatory region sequence-specific DNA binding
Source: RefSeq, a predicted model, not a curated record
GUCUCUGGAGCUGGCCAGGAUGGCGCAGUGGAACCAGCUGCAGCAGCUCGACACGCGGUACCUGGAGCAGCUCCACCAGCUCUACAGCGACAGCUUUCCCAUGGAGCUCCGGCAGUUCCUGGCCCCAUGGAUUGAGAGCCAGGACUGGGCAUACGCCGCCAGCAAGGAGUCGCACGCCACGCUGGUGUUCCACAACCUGCUGGGGGAGAUUGACCAGCAGUACAGCCGCUUCCUGCAGGAGUCCAAUGUCUUGUACCAGCACAACCUGCGGCGCAUCAAGCAGUUCCUGCAGAGCAGAUACUUGGAGAAGCCGAUGGAAAUAGCCCGCAUUGUGGCUCGCUGCCUGUGGGAAGAGUCGCGGCUCCUCCAGACGGCUGCCACCGCAGCCCAGCAAGGGGGACAGGCAACACACCCAACAGCGGCUGUAGUGACGGAAAAGCAGCAGAUGCUGGAGCAGCAUCUGCAGGAUGUGAGGAAGAGGGUACAGGAUCUGGAGCAGAAGAUGAAAGUGGUGGAGAAUCUCCAGGAUGACUUUGAUUUUAACUACAAGACUUUGAAAAGCCAAGGAGACAUGCAGGAUCUGAAUGGAAACAAUCAGUCGGUGACCCGGCAGAAAAUGCAGCAGCUGGAACAGAUGCUCACGGCGCUGGACCAAAUGCGAAGGGGUAUUGUGAGUGAGCUGGCUGGACUGCUGUCAGCCAUGGAGUAUGUGCAGAAGAUGCUGGCAGAUGAGGAACUGGCAGACUGGAAGAGACGGCAGCAGAUCGCCUGCAUUGGUGGCCCACCAAAUAUCUGCUUAGACCGGCUUGAGAACUGGAUAACCUCUCUUGCCGAAUCACAGCUACAGACCCGGCAGCAGAUCAAGAAGUUGGAAGAACUGCAGCAGAAAGUGUCCUACAAGGGUGACCCAAUUGUCCAACACCGGCCCAUGCUGGAGGAGCGGAUUGUGGAGCUGUUUAGGAACCUGAUGAAAAGUGCUUUCGUCGUGGAGAGGCAGCCCUGCAUGCCCAUGCACCCUGACCGGCCCUUGGUCAUCAAAACCGGUGUGCAGUUCACCACCAAAGUCAGGUUGUUGGUCAAGUUUCCAGAGCUGAACUAUCAGCUGAAAAUUAAAGUCUGCAUUGACAAGGACUCUGGGGAUGUUGCAGCACUUCGGGGGUCCCGGAAGUUUAACAUCCUGGGGACAAACACCAAGGUCAUGAACAUGGAGGAGUCGAACAACGGCAGCCUCUCAGCAGAGUUCAAGCACCUGACCCUGCGGGAGCAACGGUGCGGUAAUGGCGGCAGAGCCAACUGCGAUGCCUCAUUGAUAGUCACUGAGGAGCUGCACCUCAUCACCUUCGAGACAGAAGUGUAUCACCAGGGGCUGAAGAUCGACCUGGAGACCCACUCGCUGCCUGUGGUGGUCAUCUCCAACAUCUGCCAGAUGCCCAAUGCCUGGGCGUCCAUCCUGUGGUACAACAUGCUGACCAACAACCCCAAGAACGUGAACUUCUUCACCAAGCCCCCCAUCGGGACCUGGGACCAGGUGGCAGAGGUGCUGAGCUGGCAGUUCUCCUCCACCACGAAGCGUGGCCUCAGCAUUGAGCAGCUGACAACGCUGGCAGAAAAACUUCUAGGACCAGGUGUGAAUUACUCUGGCUGCCAGAUCACCUGGGCCAAGUUUUGCAAGGAGAACAUGGCUGGCAAAGGCUUUUCCUUCUGGGUCUGGCUGGACAACAUCAUUGACUUGGUGAAAAAGUACAUCCUGGCGCUGUGGAACGAAGGGUACAUCAUGGGGUUCAUCAGCAAGGAGCGGGAGCGAGCCAUCCUGAGCACUAAGCCUCCGGGAACCUUCCUGCUGCGGUUCAGUGAGAGCAGCAAGGAAGGUGGCAUCACCUUCACGUGGGUGGAGAAGGACAUCAGCGGGAAGACCCAGAUCCAGUCUGUGGAGCCUUACACCAAGCAGCAGCUGAACAACAUGUCGUUUGCGGAGAUCAUCAUGGGCUACAAAAUCAUGGAUGCCACCAACAUCUUGGUGUCCCCCCUGGUGUACCUGUACCCAGACAUCCCCAAGGAGGAGGCCUUUGGGAAGUACUGCCGCUCUGAGAGCCAGGAGCACUCCGAAGCUACUGACUCAGGUAGUCGUUGACUUUCUGCGCUCCAGUGCGGCUCCUGCAU